AUGAAGACCCCUGCCCAAGGACCACCGACCCACCACUGGGAGGUAAAACAGGUUUUGCAGCAAGCAGAGGAAACGCCCGCCGCGUUCCUCGAGAGAUUGAAGGAGGCAUACCGCAUGUAUACGCCUUACGAUCCGGAGGACCCAGGACAAGCCACUGGUCUUGCCAUGGCAUUUAUCUGGCAGUCCGCCCCAGAUAUCUGUAAUAAGUUACAGAGGCUGGACAAUUUACAGGGAUACAGGGGCGCAGCACUCCAUUUUGACCAGGUCCCCUGGCACGUUGAGCGGCCGCACACGGCCUGGGUCCAGGGAGCCACAGGAGGGAAGACCUACCGCUGGACCACCGACCGGCAAGUGCAACUAGCGACUGGCAAGGUAACCCACUCCUUCCUCCAUGUCCCAGACUGUCCAUACCCGUUGCUGGGUAGGGACUUAUUAACUAAAUUAAAGGCUCAGAUACAUUUUGAAAAGACUGGGGUUAGCAUCACUGACCCAUCGGGAAAGCCCUUGCAUGUCCUCACCUUGUCCAUAGAAGAUGAAUAUAGACUACAUGAAUGAAGCAAAAAGGCCCCAACCGAUAUGGAGGGAUGGCUACUCAAGUACCCCCAAGCAUGGGCAGAGACCGGGGGCAUGGGUCUUGCCGAUAGCUAGCCACCCAUAAUUGUGUCCCUGAAAGCGAACGCCAUCCCAAUCGCCGUGAAGCAGUACCCAAUGUCCAAGGAAGCCAGAGAAGGCAUAGCUACUCACAUCAAUAGACUGUUGGAUCAAGGGAUCCUCGUACCCUGUAAGUCCCCCUGGAACACCCCUCUAUUACCCGUCAAAAAACCAGGAACGGGGGACUACAGACCAGUCCAGGACCUCCGAGAGGUUAAUAAAUGGGUUGAAGAUCUACACCCCACAGUACCCAACCCCUACAACCUCCUUAGUGGGCUAUCGCCUACCCUCGUCUGGUAUACGGUCCUGGACCUCAAGGAUGCCUUCUUUUGCUUGAGGCUCCACCCCAACAGCCAGUUGUUAUUUGCCUUUGAAUGGAGAGACCCAGCUCGGGGAAUCUCCGGUCAGCUGACCUGGACAAGGCUACCCCAAGGGUUUAAGAACAGCCCCACUCUCUUUGACGAGGCACUGCAACGGGAUCUAGCUGUUUUUCGGGUCCAGCACCCCUCUCUGAUUCUACUCCAGUACGUAGAUGAUUUGCUGCUGGCGGCUAUGUCAGAGGAAGACUGUCGCCGGGGUACCGAGACCCUACUCCAGGUCUUGGGGAGUCUGGGGUACCGGGCGUCGGCCAAAAAAGCCCAGCUCUGUUUAAAACAAGUCACCUAUCUGGGCUACAAAAUAAGGGAGGGGCAGAGGUGGCUAACUGAGGCCAGAAAGCAAACCAUUCUAAACAUUCCUGCCCCAAGAACCCCCCGACAAUUACGGCUGGGGACCGCAGGGUUCUGCCGCCUCUGGAUCCCGGGUUUCGCUGAGUUGGCCGCCCCCCUCUAUCCCCUCACGUGGACCGGUAUCCUCUAUAACUGGGGAACAGACCAGCAGCAGGCCUUUGAGAAUAUCAAACAGGCCCUCCUACACUCCCCAGCCCUGGGACUGCCCGACUUGCUGAAGCCCUUCGAGUUAUACGUUGACGAAAGACAGGGCUACGCGAAAGGGGUGUUAACCCAGAAGCUGGGACCAUGGAGGAGGCCAGUGGCCUAUUUAUCCAAGAAACUGGACUCAGUGGCCGCAGGAUGGCCACCCUGCCUCCGGAUGGUAGCAGCGAUAGCAAUUCUGGUUAAAGAUUCUGGCAAACUGACUAUGGGUCAGCCCCUCACCAUUCUGGCCCCACAUGCUGUCGAAGCAAUCAUCCGGCAACCCCCGGACAGAUGGCUCACCAAUGCGAGAAUGACUCAUUACCAAACCUUACUAUUAGAUACCGACCGAAUCCGGUAUGGGGCCCCGGUGGCCUUAAAUCCGGCCACCCUCCUACCUCUCCCUGGCACCCCCGAACACCAUGACUGUCAGCAGAUUCUGGCCGAGGUACAUGGCACUUGCCCAGACGUCUCGGACUUGCCCCUCCCCAACCCUGAACACGUCUGGUACACGGACAGGAGCAGCUUCGUGGAGCACGGAGAGCGGCGGGCCGGAGCGGCGGUGACCACGGAAGAUCAGGUAAUAUGGUCCCAAGCCCUACCUGCAGGAACCUCCGCUCAGAGAGCGGAGCUCGUAGCUCUGACCCAGGCCCUAAGACUGGCAGAGGGAAGGAGAUUGACGGUGUAUACCGACAGCAGAUAUGCCUUCGCCACGGCCCACAUCCAUGGCGAAAAAUACAGAAGGAGAGGUUUGCUUACCUCGGAGGGAAAAGAGAUUAAAAAUAAAAAAGAAAUACUAGCCUUGCUACAGGCCAUCCAUCUGCCGCGAGCUCUCAUUAUCAUCCAUUGCCCAGGGCACCAGAAAGGGGACACUCCAGUUGCAAGAGGCAACAGGAUGGCCGACUGGGCGGCGAGGGCGGCCGCCACCGAGGGAAAAUGGGUCGAAGCCCUAUCGGUUGACUCUAGACCGCAUUAUGAUGACUCCCGAUGGGAAUACACGGAACAAGAUGUAGUGUUGCCCUACAAAAUGGGCCGCCAUUUGAUCUCCUGGCUGCAUCGCCUCACGCAUCUCAGCUACCAGAAGAUGAAAAAGCUUCUAGAAUGGGAGGAAGAGGUUUACUUCUUUCUACAGAAGAACGAUCUUCUCAAAGAAAUCACUGAACGUUGUGACGCCUGUGCCAGGGUGAAUGCUUCUAAGAUCAAGCUGCCUCCGGGUAUAAGAACCAGAGGUCACAGGCCCGGCACUCACUGGGAAGUAGACUUUACUGAAAUAAAACCGGGUAAGUAUGUAUAUAAAUAUCUGCUGGUUUUUGUAGAUACCUUUUCAGGAUGGCCGGAGGCAUUCCCGACAAGACACGAGACUGCCGCUGUGGUGGCCAAGAAGCUAUUGGAAGAAAUCUUCCCCCGAUACGGAAUGCCCCAGGUAGUAGGGUCAGAUAAUGGUCCCGCCUUCAUCUCUCAGGUAAGCAGAACAGUGGCCACCUUGUUGGGGAUUGAUUGGAAACUACAUUGUGCAUACCGACCCCAGAGCUCAGGACAGGUAGAGAGAAUGAACAGAACGAUUAAGGAGACCUUAACCAAGUUAACGCUUGCAACUGGCACUAGAGACUGGGUCCUCCUGCUACCACUUGCCCUGUAUCGGGCUAGGAACACGCCCGGAUCACAUGGGUUGACCCCAUUUGAGAUCCUGUUUGGGGCCCCGGUGCCCAUUGUUAAUUUCUUAGGCCCCGAUGUUUCUGACUAUGCUAAUACCCCUUCUCUACAAGCCCAUCUACAGGCCCUCCAGCUGGUCCAGAAGGAGGUGUGGGAACCUCUAGCCCAGGCGUACCGGGACCAAAGAGACAAUCCGGUCGUGCCCCAUCCGUACCAGAUUGGAGACGCUGUCUGGGUCAGACGCCAUCAGACCAAAAACCUCGAACCUCGCUGGAAGGGACCAUAUUUGGUUCUGUUGACCACCCCCACCGUGGUGAAGGUUGACGGGAUUGCCGCUUGGAUCCACGUGAGCCACGUCAAGCUGGUCCGAUCAAACGACCCUCAGCCACAAGGAACAUGGACAGCCCAUCAGGGAAGCCCUCACACCCCGCAACUCUUAACUUGGCAGGUGUUCUCCCAGACGGGGGAGAUGGUCUGGUCUCUCUCAGGCUACCACACGCCGGGUACCUGGUGGCCCACCCUCACUCCCGACUUCUGCCACCUGGCCGCCGGGCUGGAGACCUGGGACAUCUCCACAGUCGGGGCCCAUGAGAUGACUCAAAAUAUACAGUCUCCCCUGCCACCCCUAGGAAAGACCUGGCCACAAGGAUGCCGCAAUCCUAGAGCUAGAUGUCUCCUGGCACAAAUGGACUUCUACGUCUGCCCUCAACAAAGACAGUCUCGAGCCUUAAGAUGUGGGGGAUACGAGAGUUAUUUCUGUGCCAAUUGGGGUUGUGAGUCCACGGGGGAUGCCUACUGGAAACCCAGGUCAUCCUGGGACCUGAUUGAGGUACACCGUAAUUAUUCACGGCCCCCUCUGGGCCGCUUUGACUGUGAUUAUGGCUCCAGUAGAUGGGGCUCUUGAUCCUGCAACUCAGCCACCUGUCUCCCCCUCAACAUUACCUUCACCCAAAAAGGCAAACAGGACUAUACUCAAUGGUUAAAGGGAAAAACCUGGGGACUGAGAUGGCACAUGCCAUGGGAAGAUAGAGGCGUUAUUCUCAAAAUCCGUUUGACCGCCCAAACUGGUUCGGCCCCUAUCGGGCCAAACCCCGUGCUGGUGGACCAACGGCAUCCCUCCGACCCAUCCGCCCCUAAGCCAGAAUGCCUUCCCUCACUGAACGCCACCAAUUCGCCCCCCGCCAGCACCACUGAGGCUGCCCAACCCGGCACGGGGGACCGGCUUAUAGGCCUUAUCCAGGGGGCCUACCUAGCCCUAAAUGGGACUCAACCUGACAAGACUCAGGAUUGCUGGCUCUGCUUGAUGUCAAGCCCUCCCUACUAUGAGGGCACUGCAGUGGUCGGGAACUAUUCCAACCACACUUCCCCACCGCCUACGUGUACCGAGGGAUCCUCACACCGAUUGACCCUAACUGAAGUCUCAGGACAGGGUACAUGUCUAGGGAAAAUUCCUCCCUCUCAUACCCUCCUCUGCAACUCUACCCAGACCUUGGGCCCAGGAACAUACUAUUUGGCCGCCCCUAAUGGCACUUACUGGGCAUGCAGCACAGGUAUGACUCCCUGUGUAUCUGCCGCCUUUAUGAACAUGUCCCGGGACUACUGUGUCCUAGUCCAGCUAUGGCCGAGAAUUACUUAUCAUACCUCAGAAUAUUUUGUCAGCCAGUUCGAAGAAAGAUCCCAACUUCGAAUUAGGAGGGAGCCGGUCACAUUAACGCUGGCCCUCAUAUUGGGGGUUGGGGGAAUAGCGGCUGGGAUAGGCACUGGGGCUAAGGCUCUUUCAGAAACCACCCAGUACCACCAACUACAGACAGCCAUGCAGUCGGACAUUAGAAUCCUUGAGGAAUCGGUAACGGCCCUCGAGAAGUCACUCAAGUCUCUGUCUGAAGUAGUCUUGCAGAAUAGGAGAGGUCUGGACCUAUUGUUCCUUAAGGAAGGGGGAUUAUGCGUAGCUCUAAAGGAAGAAUGUUGCUUUUACACCGACCACACUGGAAUCGUGAGUGACAACAUGGCCAAGCUGAGGCAGAGAUUAGAUCAGAGGCAGAAAUUCUUAGAUGCCCAACAGGGUUGGUUUGAGGGCUGGUUCAAUAGGUCACCCUGGUCUACUACCCUAAUUUCUGCCACAGCAGGGCCCAUAAUGGUUCUCAUUCUCAUUCUGAUAUUGGGGCCCUGCCUUCUUAACCAUUUAACCCAGUUCGUGAAGGAUAGGUUCUCUGUCAUACAUGCAAUGGUUUUAACACAACAGUAUCAACAACUUAAACAGAUGGACCCAGGGCUGACUAAACCACUUGAAUGA
Messenger RNA from Mesocricetus auratus (golden hamster), 5508 nucleotides. RefSeq lists its product as uncharacterized. The record is from RefSeq and is a predicted model, not a curated record. Gene Ontology annotation, molecular function: aspartic-type endopeptidase activity; RNA-DNA hybrid ribonuclease activity; nucleic acid binding. The transcript has 5 exons. Gene Ontology annotation, biological process: virion assembly; DNA integration; proteolysis. Lineage: Eukaryota; Metazoa; Chordata; Mammalia; Rodentia; Cricetidae.